Molecule: messenger RNA, 1872 nt
Organism: Rotaria sp. Silwood2
Lineage: Eukaryota; Metazoa; Rotifera; Eurotatoria; Philodinida; Philodinidae
Source: the annotation of a GenBank genome assembly
AUGACUGCCAAUUUUAAAGCACGAUUACAACAUAUAAUUGCUUGUCAAGAUGUACUUACGAAAAAUAAUCUUUUAGCACAACGUUCUUGUGAUCAAGAAUUUAGUACUUUGUUAACAUUUCACAAUGAUCUUCGUCGUAAAUAUGCUGAUUUACGUGCAUAUACCGAUCAACUUGAUCGAUCUAUUGAACAAUAUAGAAUAGAAUCAGCACGUAAAGAUAAAAAAAUUCAAUCACAAAGUUUACAAAUUCUUCGUUUAACUCAACAUAAUAAACGAAAUAAUGAACGUUUUAGUGAAUUACAACGAUGUUUAGAUCGAAUAAAAAGUACAAUACCUGAACAAAAUACUUACAAUCAAUUAUGUGAUAUACUUCGAAAUUCUCAUAUGUCUGAUAAUGAAAUAACAGCAGAUUUAUCUGAUAAAAAUUGUACUGGAGAUGAAAUUGAUGAUGAUUAUUCACAUAUACCUAAAGUUGUUAGUCAAUCAACAGGUAUUAAUCAAAUAAAACGACCAAUUAAUAAUCAUAAUGAUGUUGAUUUAAAACAUAAUAAAUCUCCUCCGACUGCGCUCAAUAAUGAAUUAAAAACUAAUCAAUUAUGUGCAUCGCCCUAUUCAAAUGUUACCGUUGGGCGUAUUCAAACUGGUCAAUUAACAACAUCACCAAUACCUGUACCAUGUCGGCAUUCAUUGUCAGUUCAUAAAAGACCAAAACAAAAAAUACGAAAACCAUCCAAAGAAUUUCUAAAUACAAAAUCAGGUUUAGACUUUUUUGUUUUUAAAGAAAAAUAUCAAAACAUAUUUAUUAUAGAAGAAUCAGAGCUAAGUACAGAUGAUAUGUUUUGGUCUAAACAUAAUAAUGAUCAUCAUCAACAAGCAUUACUACCUUCUACAAAACCGAUAUUAUCAAAAAUAACAAGUCCAUCAGCAGAACAGAAAACUUUAACACCAUCAACACCAGUAUCAAAUUUUAUUAUCAAACCAAGUCCAUCUAGUCUUGUUAGAUUACAUACAAAAGCACAUAAUUUUAUUUCAAGAAAUAUUCUUAUACCAGAAACAUGUUGUGUGUGUCUUAAACGUAUACAUUUUGGUAAAUUAGCUUAUCGUUGUCAAGCAUGUAAUGCUCUAUGUCAUACGGGUUGUAAAGAAAAUUGUAUGACACUUUGUUUGCCAAAUAUUAAAACACCCAAUCGUGGUGCUGUAUCGAAAUUUAGUCCACGAGAAACGAAUCAAUUACAAAUACCUUCUUUACUUGUACAUUGUAUUGAUGAAAUUGAACAACGUGACUUUUUUACUAUUGAUUAUGAUUCUAAAAAUCCAUCAUGGACUCAAUCAACUGUUCAAACAUUUGAACAACUUGACUGUAAACCAGAACUUAUAGAAAUUCUUAAAAAAGAAAAUAUUUAUAAUCCGAUUUCAACUCAAUCACGUGUUAUUCCACAGUUACGAACAGGUCGUCAUAUGAUUGUAGCAGCUGAAAUUGUAGGUGGUGGACAAAUAUUUGCAUAUCUUGUACCUCUUAUUAAGUCACUUGUUCGUUGGAAAUCAUCAAAUCUUUUAAUGAAAAUGGAAAAUGCACCAUUUUCAAUUAUUCUUGUACCAACUAGAGAAUUAGUCGUGCAGAUUGAAACUGAUCAAAUUGAUAAAAUGUUGACUCCAUCUGUACAUCGUAUUAUGCCACAUGUUCCUCAAAAAUUCUAUCGCGUUGGUAGUCAACAAAAAUUCGGUCUUCUAUUAAAAUUAGUCAAAUAUGAUUUAGAAAAGAAACAUUUUUGUUUUAUUUUUUCUAAUAAAACAAGUAGAGUUCAAUUUCUUCAACAAUUCUUUCGUGAUCAACGUAUAGAAAUUUUUGUUAUGCAUAUUCAAAUGACCUGA